AUGGAUGAUACCAGUGCCAGGGCAUCGGUGGAAGACUCAGCAGACUCGGAAGACAUCUUGUUGCCAUGGUGGCAGAAGAACCAGAAGAAGAGAACAAGAACUCAGGGCGACAGACUCUAUAUGUGGUGGGCCACAGGGUGUUUUCGGCCAGAGCCAAAAUGGAAAGUGCAACAAUGGACCAUUUGGGAAGGCGCCGGGCCCGACGGCGACGACAUGAUCUUCUACGACCAGCCCGAAUGGGACAUCUUCUGGCAGGCCUGCACCGACCUCGACGUCCCCCUCUACCUGCACCCGCGCAACCCCACCGGCACAAUCUACGACAAGCUCUGGGCCGACCGCAAGUGGCUCGUGGGCCCGCCGCUGAGCUUCGCGCACGGCGUCAGCCUGCACGUCUUGGGCAUGGUGACCAAUGGCGUGUUCGACCGGCACCCCAAGCUCCAGAUCAUCCUGGGCCAUCUGGGCGAGCACAUCCCCUUCGACAUGUGGCGGAUCAACCACUGGUUCGAGGAUCGGAAGAAGCAGCUCGGUCUGGCGGAGACGUGCAAGAAGACGAUCCGGGAGUACUUUGCGCAGAAUCUGUGGAUCACGACGUCGGGGCAUUUCUCCACGACGACGUUGAAUUUCUGCAUGGCGGAGGUUGGCGCGGAUCGGAUUCUGUUCUCCAUCGAUUACCCCUUCGAGACUUUUGAAGAUGGAUGUGAUUGGCUUGACAAUGCGGAGUUGAAUCUGACGGAUCGGUUGAAGAUUGGGAGGGAAAAUGCGAAGAAAUUGUUUAAGCUGGGUUCGUAUCAUGAUAGCUCUGCUUGA
Aspergillus viridinutans is the source of this 807-nucleotide messenger RNA. Its product is annotated as amidohydrolase family protein. Gene Ontology annotation, cellular component: cytosol; cytoplasm. The transcript has a single exon. Gene Ontology annotation, biological process: secondary metabolic process. The coding region runs from base 1 to 807 and encodes 268 amino acids. Gene Ontology annotation, molecular function: carboxy-lyase activity; hydrolase activity. The record is from RefSeq and is a predicted model, not a curated record. Lineage: Eukaryota; Fungi; Ascomycota; Eurotiomycetes; Eurotiales; Aspergillaceae.